GUAUGCGCAAAGGAGAAACAUACCAGAAGCUCUUCCAGCCGAUCAUAGGACUGACCGAUUCAAGAUGGCGACCGUCUUUCUGAGUGUCGUCUGCGUGUCUGUUCUGGGAGCUGCGUUCUCGACUUGUCCCCACACAAUUCCCGGACUAAGAAGAUGGUCACAUACUUCAUCGUGGCCUGGGAAUCGGAAACCCGAGCGCGACGCCAAGGUGGUCAUCUCUGACCACAUCCUCCUCGACGAGUCCCCACCGGAACUCCACAGCAUCACUAUCGAGUCACGUGGUCGCCUAGUGUGGAGCCCGGAUGGAGACUACAACGUCACGACCAAGUACAUCCUCAUCAAGGGCCAGAUGGACAUCGGCAGCGAGGACUGCAAGUUUCCUGCGCGUGCUCACAUCACCCUCACAGGUGUCCGGGGCACGUACAAGGUAACCAUUGGCGAGCACCUGUUCGGGGAGAAGUUUAUUGGGGUGGCGCCGGGUGGCACUCUGGAGCUGCACGGGCAGGAGAAACUGCCGUGGACCAAGCUGACCAACACACUGCCCAAGUUGGACGUCAACCAUGGCCUCAUGUACGACCAUUUGACCAGCAAGCACAAAGACGACGGAAGCUGGAAGGAUGGCAUCAACGCCUACAUCUUCGACGGAAAGACAGGCAACUUCAUAACAUUUGCAGCUUAUUACCUAGGAGAGUAUGAUAAAUACCACUACAAGUCCGACCCAACAGCCCUGGCUAGCCUCAUUAAUAGCACCGCUGAUGGUAACGUUGUCAUGUUGGCGGUUAAAACCAAUCUGGUCGAACCCCGGGUGGACCUAAAACCUGUCUACGAAGCCACCGAAACACUCACCCAAGGUCGUGUAACGGGAUCUGGCUUGAUCCGCACUGUGAAGAAAGGCGAUGCAUAUGCCAUGGUCAUAGAAAAAGGUAAGCAGGACACUCUUGAUGAGCACGUAGGAGUCAACUAUCACCUGGAGAGUCAAGCAGCAGCAGCGUCAAUGACGUCAUGGGACAACAAACUGAAGUUUUCUGUCAGGAGCUAUGUCAACAACAAACACGAAUAUAGCGACAGGGUUAACUUCCGGGUCAUGACCACCGCUGCUGCCUACCCCAUACUUGACGUCAUCGAUGACGUUACAUCUUGGCGUCCAGGGGAUCAUAUAUUCAUUACGUCGACGGACUACUUGUGGGGGCAGCUGGAGACGGCCAUUGUGAGGAACUGUACCACCUGUCAUCGCAACCAGGUUCAGAUUGACCUGGAGGCGGCCUACAUGCACUGGGGGGACAUGAUAGACGGAGUAGAUGAGAGGGCAGAGAUUGGGCUUCUCACUCGCAAUAUCCUCAUUCAGGGACGCAUGGAGAACACGUGCCCUCCUAGCAACGGUAACUGUGACAAGUUCAGCUACGACACAUUUGGGGGUCACCUGGAGUUUGUGAGGGGGUAUAAGAACGUCCACAUCGAAGGCGUAGAACUGACACGUAUGGGUCAACAGACAGAGAAAGGUUUCUAUCCAAUCCACUUCCACAUGUGCCACGACAUAGAUAAAAUUGGCGGCUACUCGGACCCUGCGUGGAUAAGACAGAACUCCAUACACCACUCUUUCAGCCGCUGUGUCACUGUCCAUGGAUCACAUGGCGCAACUGUCCAGGAUAACGUGGCCUACGACCACCUGGGACACUGCUACUUCCUCGAGGACGGCGGAGAGAAGAGGACCGUCUUCGACGGUAACCUUGGUGCGGCUACGAAACACGGAUCUAUCCUGCCCUCUGAUAUAGAAAAUCCAGCGACAUUUUGGAUGACGUCACCACUGGUGUAUCUGAGAAACAACGUGGCCGCUGGCGGCGACGGUAUCGGGAUCUGGUACGUGUUCCCAGAGGAGCCACAGGGACCUUCCUAUGGUCUGGGGUUCUUGCAGCGGGAUGAGGCCCGUCACACGGCACUGCUGGAGUUCAACAACAACGUCGGCCACUCCAACACACACUAUGGUCUGUUCGUCGACAACAAAAUCAACCCUGACGACACGACGAGCAGCGAUAACGAGUAUGACCCCCGCGAGCAGCCUCUCAACCGGUCCUCCGCCCAGAAGGAAGUCCUCUUCUACAGAUUCACAGGCUACAAGAACCGUUACCAGAACGGCUGGAUAAGAGGGGGUCUUAUUCUGAUGGAUCACUCGUCGUUUGCUGACAGUGGCCGGGGGAUGACCUUUGCUAAUUCCAUCCCCUCGCAGACUCUGACGAACUCCAUCAUCAUUGGGGAGUCCCGGAACCUAGGGGACCCCACCCGUCACUGGGACGGACACACGUGGGUGUACAUGCCCCGGAGUGUCCCCCACGAAUAUGACACCCACCAGCCAUUUGUAGGUUUCAUGAUAUACGACGGUCCCGUGCAUCUGAAGAACGUGUGGUUCAGCGGCUUCAAGGAGAACAUCAACUACACAUCUGGAGCUAUCGGCUUCCUCAGGAAGGACUACUACUCCAUCAACCCGACCAACACAGUCAUGAAUGCUAAGUUUGACUUCGUCGACGGGCAUUCGACCGGAAACCGGGUGUAUGACGGGAACGAGACAGUGCAUGGAUUUGGAAAUGCCGACGGGGAUAAAACCUCCGCUUUCCGAGACUUGGAUGGCUCCGUUACCGGAUAUCCGGGAAGCACUGUGUUAAAACCUGGACCGUUCUUCCACAACGCCCGCUGCUACAGACGAGAUAACUGGAAUAUGGAAAUAUGUCCACAAAGAUUCGGGAUGCUGAACCUUCGUCUGAUAAGUACCGAGGAUGAAGAUAAAAGUCAUCCAUUUGCUGUGCGAGAUGACAAUCCAUCAGCGAGAAUGGACGAGACUUGGCACGCCUCCGCCGGCUUCCCCGUUACUCUCGGCGGCGACCACAGCUACACAAUACACUGGAAUGGGAAAGUUCCAAGGGCAUUUGAGUUGAAAGGAGAAGGGGUGGAAAAGGGGGACUGGGUGCGGUUUGGUAUAUGCUUCCCCCGCAAUGGCAAGUUCCACUUCACGAUGUACUACCCCGUCUUCCGUGAUGACACCGGCUGGGUCGGACACCACUGGAAGCAGAUGUCCAGCGUGGAGGAGCUUGACCGGGACACCUCGGGGGGAGCUGUGUAUCAUGACAACACCACCGGGCUCUGGUUCUUCAAAUACAUGAACAUGAAAGACCGGAUGGAGAAUGAAACAGAGUCAUGUCCAGUGAGAUGUCCAAGCAUCAGGUUCGAGGUGAAGUCCGGCGACAUGAACGACGGCGACUGCACCUCCAGGGCGUACGGACCCUACAAGAGAGCUCCCAUUACGGGGAACAAUGGUCUCCAUGCCAGCAGUCUUCAGGUUACAUCCAAGGAUCCCCCACACGGCUGGGGUGCGGGACCUACCAGACCUUUCGAGACUCGAACCCCACCAAAUGGAGAGAGUGGAAAGUGGACAUCGUGGUCGCAGUGCUCUCAGUCUUGUGGAGGCGGACUUCAGACGAGGACUCGGUCGUGCAACAGUGUAGGGAGUACAGAGGACUGUCAGCGCCACCACGUGGAGUACAGAGCCUGUAACACGGCGUUCUGUACCAGUCGGCUGUUGGGAUGAAUACCAUGACACGCAGUUCCGUUAGGUGUAAAUGUGUAACUUACCAUGACACGCAGUUCUGUUAGGUGUAAAUGUGUAACUUAUAAUGUUGUCAGUAUUGUUUUCCUAGUUUUCUCAACGGUUAGUAUACAUUUAUGCGCGUGGAUAAGACAAAUAAAGCAUAUACUACUACACAGUACUUCAGAUAUGCAUAUACCACAGAGUGAGGGAGUUUGGUUACCGUCACUUUGAUCACUAUUCCAGUUAUAUCAUGGCGUGUCAGACUGAUGUGGGAGGAGAACCUGAAGU
Molecule: messenger RNA, 3865 nt
Organism: Haliotis rufescens (red abalone)
Lineage: Eukaryota; Metazoa; Mollusca; Gastropoda; Lepetellida; Haliotidae
Product: cell surface hyaluronidase-like
Exons: 25
Coding region: 65-3577 (1170 amino acids)
Source: RefSeq, a predicted model, not a curated record